UCGCGCAGCCUGAAACUAGUUUGGAGAGUUGAAGGUUUUGGUUUCACGACAGCUGGACUUUCCCAACUAGUUGGAUUUAAAAGGGCUGAAAGACGUGUUAUCGCCACGGAAAGCCUUAAUCCAUCCAGUCAAGAUGUUGAAUAUGUGGAAAGUUAGAGAACUGGUUGAUAAAGCAACCAAUGUUGUUAUGAACUAUUCAGAAGUUGAAUCUAAGGUUCGAGAGGCCACAAAUGAUGACCCAUGGGGACCCUCUGGCCAGCUAAUGGGAGAAAUAGCCAAAGCUACGUUCAUGUACGAGCAGUUUCCAGAGGUAAUGAACAUGCUGUGGUUCCGAAUGCUGAAGGACAACAAGAAAAACUGGAGGAGAGUUUACAAGUCCUUACUGCUGUUGGGUUACCUUGUGCGGAACGGAUCUGAGCGGGUGGUCACCAGCGCAAGAGAGCACCUGUAUGACCUGCGCUCUAUUGAGAGUUAUCAUUGCAUAGAUGAAAAUGGGAAGGACCAAGGCAUCAAUGUGCGGCAGAAGGUAAAGGAGAUGGUGGAGUUUGUGCAAGAUGAUGACAGGCUGAGAGAGGAGAGGAAGAAGGCCAAGAAAAACAGGGAUAAAUAUAUUGGUGUAUCCUCUGAUAGUAUGGGGGACUACAGAUACGGAGGGGACAGGUACGAAACACAUUCCAAAUGGGAUGACGACUGGGAGAACAAUAAAGGCGCUUUCCCAUUUAGUGAAAAACUGGGAGAGAUCAGUGACAAGAUUGGCAGCACAAUUAACGACACGAUAAACACGUUCCGCAGGAAAGACAGAGAUGACUCGCCAGACAGAUUCAGUGAGACAGAGGAGGAAAGGAAGAGAGAUUUCCGAAAAAGGCAGUCUGGCAGGAACGAAUUUAAAGAUGAAGAGGAGACUGUGACGACCAAAAGUGUUCAGAUUGUUCAGGCUACCGAGACUACUGCCACGCGAAAGAAAGGAGGGACCCCAUCGAAAACCAUAGACUUGGGAGCAGCUGCCCAUUACACUGGAGAUAAACCUGCCACAACUAUAAAUGCCACCAAGCCAAAUGUCUCGGGUACAAAUCAGUCCAGUGGUGGUCUGGUGGACUUGUUUAUGGCAGAUUCUACACCCGUAAAACCAGCUUCAACAGGUUUAAACUCGGACCUGUUUGGAGGAUUUGCAGAUUUCAGCUCAACUGCAGCUACAGUCAGUCUUCCUUCAGCAGCAGCCUCAGCAUCAAGUGGAAAUGGAGACUUCGGGGACUGGAACGCGUUUUCAGAUGGGCAACCAGCCCCUCCGCCUGUGAAACCGGCAACAGCAGACCUGUUUGCACCUGCCCCUGCCUCCACAGUGCCCUCUGGUGAUCUUUUUGACCUCAUGGGUCCUUCCCUUAGCACCAACAUCAGUGCUUCCCAAAGCAUAAAUUUCUCCAUGACCAGCACUCAAAGCAUGGGUCUGCCAAUGUCCAAAUCUCAGCCUCUUCAGAAUAUGGGGACUCCACUGGUUCCUCAGCAGUCUGUACAAAAACCAGAAGCCAAGAAGGCCUCCGUGCCAUCCACUUGGUCUGAUUCCAGUGUCAACAUCAGUCUCGAUUACCUGAGUCCUGGCAUGCAGCCUCCCAAACCAAGUCAGCCCACACUCAGCAUGAUGCAGCAGCAUGGAAUUCAAGUCCCAGUCAACAUGAUGGCACAGGGUUUUGCCAACAUGAACCUUGGCAUGCAGUCUGGCCCUGCCCCUGUGCGACCCCCCACUAAUCCUAUGAUGGGUAGCAUGGGCAUGUCCCCAGCCAUGGGAGGUAGUGCUACGGGCGUAACACCUAUGGGAGGCAUGCCGCUCAAUCAGGGCAUGAUGGGAAUGAACAUGAACAUGGGAAUGCCAGGAGCUGUUGGCAUGGGGAUGGGAAUGUCAGUGCCAGUCAUGACUAUGAGCCCUCCCAUGGCACAACAGAAGAAUGAUGCCUUUGCUGACUUUGCCAACUUUGGAAAAUGAAGGUGAGAUAGUGGCUGUAAGCUGGGACAAUCUUUCUGGAAGGCAGGAGCAUGAAGGAUUUAAAGAGCUACAAACAAAAAAUACUUGAAAGAUGUUAAUUAUAGCUGCCCAGAAUUCUGUUGUUCCUUACACAAUACAGAUGUGUAAAAGAGUGAAUCUAAUCAGUCUGGCCCAACAGCCACAUGGACUGAUUUGUCUUUGUAUAACAGAGAAAUAUCUGAUUGCACUUCAACUUAACAUUGCUUUAAAUCUCGAAAUCAGGUUCACAUAGAUAGAAAUGUAAUGACAUUGACCGGCCCUAAAUACUAUUCUCACUCUCACUCUUGUAUGUCGUUACUAAUGAUUAUUUGAUUUGUUAAAUCUGAUCAGAAGUUAUUUCCUGUCUUUUCCAUUCUCUUAUACAUAACCUUGUAAAUAUUAUUGAAAAUGGACAUAAGUUAUUUAAAUGAGAUUAUUAAUUAAAAUAUAAAUAUGUUGUUUCAAAUUAUGGGAAUUGGUGCAGAACUAUAGCAAGACAUUGCAAGUGAGAAUCAUGUUAAGAGCAACCGCCGUGGCCUUUGGAAUGGGAAUUUAUUUUUAUAGAAAUGUGAUGGUGUGCAUUAUCUGAGUGUACAGGAGUCUCCCUGAGGCUUUGGUCAUUCAGUGUCCUUACACACACAGUGCCUAUCAACUUGUUGCCUAUACCUUUUUCUCUUGAAUAUUUCUUGGGACAAUAUAAAAUUACAGUAUUUAUUACAGUACUGUAGACUUUUGAGCAUACAUGUAUGCAUGUUUGUUUUGUUCGUUUUUUUUUUUUAUCUGUUUAUUCACACAUUUUCACUGCGUGGCUAGUAUGAGUGAUUAAAAUGUGUGUUUUUUUUUUUUGUUUUUUUUUAUCAUGAUUAUUGUUUUUACUAUAUGCAAGUCGGUUCAUGAGUGAGUCGGGCCAGACUGUACACAGAGAUGUGUGAGGUUCUGCUCACAGAGAGGAAUUGUGUAGGAUCAUUUCUACUGUCAGCAGCAGGAACUCAAACUGAAGCCUUCCGUCUCAUUCCGAAGUAGUGCACGCACAUGCAAAUGACCAAAUUCUGCUUUCUUUCGUCUCUUUGUCCAAGGGAUUGAUGUGUGUCUUUUUAUUUGAUUUUUUUUUUUUUAUUAUUCUGUAGGUUGUGUGUAAGGCUGGGAUAUAAUGAAUAGGGGCUGUGGAUCUUUACUAGAAAAACACUAUACUUUUAUGCAAAUCUCAGACAACCAACAAAACAUCCCUUUCUGUGUAUGGUUCUCACAUUUGUACACUGAUUUGAUUGUACCUAUGAUGGUCUUUUAUGUCCGAGAAUAAAGAGUUGAUUUUCUUGUGGA
Messenger RNA from Clarias gariepinus (North African catfish), 3316 nucleotides. It is a transcript of the gene clint1a, whose product is annotated as clathrin interactor 1a. NCBI's taxonomy places the organism in Eukaryota, Metazoa, Chordata, Actinopteri, Siluriformes, Clariidae. Bases 134 to 1978 code for a protein of 614 amino acids. Gene Ontology annotation, biological process: endocytosis. The record is from RefSeq and is a predicted model, not a curated record. Gene Ontology annotation, cellular component: plasma membrane; clathrin vesicle coat; endosome. Gene Ontology annotation, molecular function: clathrin binding; phospholipid binding. The transcript has 12 exons.